Messenger RNA from Siniperca chuatsi (mandarin fish), 911 nucleotides. It is a transcript of the gene sf3b5, whose product is annotated as splicing factor 3b, subunit 5. The transcript has 2 exons. Gene Ontology annotation, cellular component: U2 snRNP; precatalytic spliceosome. NCBI's taxonomy places the organism in Eukaryota, Metazoa, Chordata, Actinopteri, Centrarchiformes, Sinipercidae. The record is from RefSeq and is a predicted model, not a curated record. Gene Ontology annotation, biological process: mRNA splicing, via spliceosome. The coding region runs from base 182 to 442 and encodes 86 amino acids.
UUAAAGAGUUACUCUCUGUGUUUCUCCCCGGUUCAUUUUACAGGGGGAACCUACCGGAAGUCAUUGGUCCAUUGCUGUGCUACGAAGUCCUCGAGGAUCGGCAUAUUAUUUAUAUCCCCUGCCUUCGCUCUUGAGCUGUUUACAUUUUAUCGAAGCCUCCGGAACUCUCAUCUCAGCGAGAAUGACCGACAGAUACAACAUCCAUAGUCAACUGGAGCAUCUUCAGUCCAAGUACAUCGGCACAGGACACGCUGACACCAGCAAGUGGGAAUGGCUGGUCAACCAGCACAGAGACUCUUACUGCUCCUACAUGGGACAUUUUGACCUGCUCAACUACUUCUCCGUUGCUGAGAACGAGAGCAAAGCGCGUGUCCGCUUCAACCUGAUGGAGAAGAUGCUUCAACCAUGUGGACCACCAGCAGACAAACCUGAUGAUGCCUAGAUUACACUGGAGUGACCGGUGGAUCCCCCCCACAAUAUUUUUGUAGUAUUUGGGUUUUUUUGUUGGACAUUCAACUUAGUUUUCUGCCAGACAUAUUCAAUGUUAUGCUCUAUUUCUAUUUCUGACCAUAAAAUUAGAACUGCUGCUACAGCCUUGUAUAACCCUGCCAACACUGAAUGGAUUGUCCACUUACACAGUAUAAGAUACCUGGACACCCAUCUUUAUAUUGUUUGCAUCUGGACCACUGAAAAACACUGUUUUUUGCCCCAUACAGCUCUGCAGCUUUCAGGGAAAUUAACGACAAAGGAGAGUAGGAAGGACUUCAAGAUCUAAACAGUCACCAGAGAAGAUAAUAGAAAACAUGUACAAAGUGGUGUACUAUCAUUUGUCAAGUAUUUGUAUUAACUGAUGGAGCUGUAUUCUUGAUAGAAAUUUCUGUUUUGAUUUAAUUAAAAUUUGUCUUUCUCUA